ACCUACAAGUGGAUAACAUGCACACAGUUAUCGUCGGGCCCGGGCUUCUCAAUUGGGUUACGCAACACAAACCCCCUUUCAUUUUUUGAUAGGCCAACUAUAGUUAUAUACCGCUCUUUUUUUUUCUUUUUUUUUUUUUUUUUUUUUUUUUUUUUUUUUUUUUUUUUCUGCAAUUCCCAAUAUUUUCGGUAAUUUUUAACUACCUCUCGCAAGUGAUCUCCUUCUCUGUUUUCUCUUUCUUCCCUCAUCAAACCCAGUUUACAAUUUGAUCAUCAAAUUCAUUAUUCAGGAUUAAAUGGAAGAUGACCCUAAUUUUAGGCCAUGGGAUGAACUAAUGCCAGACACAUUAGGUUUGAUAUUUCAAAGGUUACCACUUGAUGAGAUACUCAAUGUAGUCCCAAGUGUUUGUAAAUUAUGGGCAAAGGCGGUACGAGGCCCUUAUUGUUGGCAGGAGAUCGAUAUCGAGGACUGGAGUCGAUAUCGAAGGCCUGAUAGCCUUGAUCGGAUCCUUUUGUUGUUGAUUGGAAGGAGCUGUGGCUCGUUACGCAAGCUUUGUGUUUAUGGUUUGGCAUCUGAAAUGAGUUUAUCCUUAAUUGCUGAUAAUGCCAAGUGCCUUCAGAUUCUACGACUUCCAGGAAGUGAAAUAAGUGGCUCGAUGGUGGAACAAGUUGCUGUGAAGCUUUCUAGCCUCACUUGCUUAGAUUUGAGCUAUUGCACCAAAAUUGGAGCUCCAGCUCUUGAGGCAUUUGGAAAGAACUGCAAACUCCUUACUUGUUUGCAGAGGAACAUGCAUCCUUGGGAUGUAGCCGCAAUAAUGAAAGAUGACGAAGCAUAUGCUAUAUCUGCUACUAUGCCACAGCUCAAGCACCUAGAGCUGGCCUACCUGAAUAUCACAACAGAUGGUGCUGUUUGGAUCCUCAAAAGCUGCCGUGAGCUUGAGUUGCUUGAUAUUAGAGGUUGUUGGAGCGUGAAAAUUAAUGAAAAGUACCUUAAGGAUCGCUCAAAGUUGCAGGUAGUAGGACCUCUUGUUGUGGAUGGCAGUGGCAAGGUAAAGGAGAGCGUUGAUUUCUACCCUGGUUCUUCCAGCUUCUGGGCCUGGGGUUUUGGGGAGAUGGAUGAGUAUGAUGACGAUGGUGAUCAGGACGAUGCAUGUGAUAUGUCUUAUGCUCCCUGGGAUGAUGUGCAUGAGAUGGAGGACUUAGGGUUGGUGUCCUACGACGAUGUGUUUGGCUAUUACUAAAAUUUAACCGAAUGGAGUCUGCAGUAUUUUUUUUCAUGUAUGCGUUCGCGAGCAUUUGGCUUUGAACAGCGAAUGGUCUCUCGAUCUCAAGGAAUGAUGUAGAUUUUCUUAAUAUUGAUUCCUACAUCUAUCUGAGAAUGUUGAGAUGUAUUUUUAAGUUGAUUAGUUGGCAGCCUAGUUUACCACUAUUACCAGAUGGAAUGUAGAUUUGAUCUAGACCUCUUAUACGUAGUACUACAGUUCAGAAUGAACUCUAGCUCUAGUUUAAGCUUCUUUUAUGCAGGUAAUGAUAUUGGCAUUUGGCAAUGAAUGAAAUGUGUCUUAGGAUAUUGCAUA
Chenopodium quinoa (quinoa) is the source of this 1576-nucleotide messenger RNA. Its product is annotated as F-box protein FBW2-like. The record is from RefSeq and is a predicted model, not a curated record. Bases 296 to 1240 code for a protein of 314 amino acids. NCBI's taxonomy places the organism in Eukaryota, Viridiplantae, Streptophyta, Magnoliopsida, Caryophyllales, Amaranthaceae. The transcript has 3 exons.